GAGAAGCUACGAGGAUCCUAAGACCAUCAUAAGGAUGAAGAGACGAGCCACGAGAAUGAUUUGGCUGCGGCUGACUUGCCUCAUUGGUCUCACAUCUUGUCUAGAAGAAAUUCUUUUGGAUACAACAGGAGAGACGUCUGAGAUUGGCUGGACUGCCCAUCCUCCUGACGGGUGGGAUGAGGUGAGCGUCUUGGAUGAUAGAAAGCACCUGAUCCGAACCUUUGAGGUCUGCAAUGUUGCUGAUCCGGGGCAGAAUAACUGGCUGCGGACUCACUUCAUAGAGAGGCGUGGCGCUCGCCGUGUUCAUGUCCGCCUCCGCUUUUCUGUCCGCGACUGUGCCAGCAUGAGGACUGUGGCCUCUUCCUGCAAGGAAACCUUCACUCUUUACUAUCAUGAAUCGGACGCCGCUGUGGCCACUCCCGAGUAUCCCGAGUGGCACGAGGGACCAUGGACCAAGGUGGAUACAAUUGCCGCUGAUGAGAGCUUCUCCCAGGUGGACAGCACUGGGAAGGUGGUGAAGAUGAAUGUGAAAGUGCGCAGCUUUGGGCCGCUCACCAAGAGAGGCUUCUACUUGGCCUUCCAGGACUCGGGAGCCUGCAUGUCCCUGGUGGCUGUUCAGGUUUUCUUCUACAAGUGCCCCACAGUGGUGAAGGGCUUUGCCUCUUUCCCGGAGACAUUUGCAGGAGGCGAGAGGACUUCCCUGGUGGAGGCACCUGGGACCUGCGUGGCUGAUGCAGAGGAAGCCAGCAGUACUGGCCCCUCGGGGGUGAGGCUGCACUGCAACGGGGAAGGCGAGUGGAUGGUAGCCAUUGGGAGGUGUGCCUGCCGUGCCGGCUACGAGCCUGCGGAUGAAGAGCGGCUCUGUACAGCUUGCACCAUUGGCACCUUCAAGGCAUCGGUGGGAGAUGCCCCAUGCAGCCCUUGUCCUGCCCACAGUUACUCUUCCACGCCAGGCUCCAGUGAAUGUGCCUGCCUGACCCGAUACUACCGUUCUUCUUCGGACAAUUCUGAUGCCCCCUGUACCAGCACCCCAUCCGCCCCCCGCGACCUCAGCUAUGAGAUCAUUGGAUCGAAUGUUCUCUUGACUUGGCGCCUCCCAAAGGACCUGGGUGGGCGAAAGGAUGUUUUCUUCAAUGUCCUCUGCAAAGUGUGCCCAACCGGGUCACCAGGGCCUUGUGUGCGUUGUGGGGACAGUGUCCAGUUUGAGCCACGCCAAGUGGGGCUGACAGAGAGCCGGGUGCAAGUCUCCAACCUCCUGGCUCGUGUGCAGUAUACCUUUGAGAUCCAGGCGGUCAACCUCGUGACUGAGCUGAGCCCAGAUUCUCCACAGUACGCUGCCAUCAAUGUUAGCACCAGCCAGUCAGUCCCUUCUGCAGUUCCGAUGAUGCACCAGGUGAGUCGCACAACUAGCAGCAUCACUUUGUCCUGGCCGCAGCCCGACCAACCCAAUGGGAUCAUUUUGGACUAUCAGCUUCGCUAUUUUGACAAGUCAGAAGACGAGGACAAUUCGUUCACCCUCACCAGUGAGACUAACAUGGCCACUAUCUCCAAUCUGAGCCCAGGGAAGAUCUAUGCCUUCCAGGUGCGAGCCCGGACAGCAGUGGGUUAUGGGCCAUACAGUGGAAAGAUGUAUUUCCAGACCCUGGUGGGAGGCGAACGCUCUGAGAUGGUCCAGGAUCGAUUGCCACUUAUCGUAGGUUCGGCGCUUGGUGGAUUGGCCUUCCUCGUAAUUGCUGCUAUCGCCAUCCUUGCCAUUGUCUUCAAGAGUAAGAGGCGAGAGACACCCUACACAGACCGCCUGCAACAGUACAUCAGCACACGGGGUCUUGGAGUCAAGUAUUACAUUGAUCCCUCCACCUAUGAAGACCCGAAUGAAGCUAUCCGGGAAUUCGCCAAGGAAAUUGAUGUGUCUUUCGUCAAGAUAGAGGAAGUCAUUGGCUCGGGAGAGUUUGGCGAGGUGUGCUUUGGACGCCUGAAGCCUCCAGGGAAGCGAGAAUACACCGUGGCUAUAAAGACCCUGAAGGCCGGGUACACAGACGAGCAGCGCCGGGAAUUCCUGAGCGAGGCCAGCAUCAUGGGGCAGUUUGAGCACCCGAACGUCAUACGCCUGGAGGGGGUGGUCACCAAGAGCCGCCCCGUCAUGAUCGUCACAGAGUUCAUGGAGAAUGGCUCUCUGGACUCCUUCCUUCGGCAAAAGGAAGGGCAGUUCAGCGUGCUGCAGCUAGUGGGAAUGCUGCGAGGCAUUGCUGCAGGCAUGCGCUACCUCUCCGAUAUGAAUUACGUCCACCGGGACUUGGCUGCCCGCAAUAUCCUGGUCAACAGCAACCUGGUUUGCAAGGUGUCAGAUUUCGGCCUGUCAAGGUUUUUGGAAGAUGACGCUUCGAAUCCAACUUACACGGGAGCCUUGGGUGGCAAGAUCCCCAUACGGUGGACUGCCCCAGAGGCUAUCCAGUAUCGCAAGUUCACAUCCUCCAGCGAUGUCUGGAGCUAUGGCAUUGUGAUGUGGGAGGUCAUGUCCUAUGGCGAGAGGCCCUACUGGGACAUGUCCAAUCAGGAUGUGAUCAAUGCUAUCGACCAGGACUAUCGCCUGCCGCCUCCCCCAGAUUGCCCCACCGUCUUGCACUUGCUGAUGCUGGACUGUUGGCAGAAGGAACGGGUCCAGAGGCCCAAAUUUGAGCAGAUUGUGAAUGCCCUGGACAAGAUGAUCCGCAAGCCGUCGGCCCUCAAAGCUAUUGGCACAGGGAACAGCAGAGCAUCCCAGCACCUGCUGAGCAACUCGCCCCCCGAUUUCCCGUCGCUCACCAAUGCCCACGAGUGGCUGGAUGCCAUUAAGAUGGCUCGCUACAAGGAGAACUUCGACCAGGCUGGCCUCACCACGUUUGAUGUCAUCUCGCGCAUGACUCUGGAAGACAUCCAGCGCAUUGGCAUCAGCUUGGUUGGCCACCAGAAGAAGAUUCUCAACAGCAUCCAACUGAUGCGGGUUCACCUCAAUCAGCUUGAACCUGUGGAGGUCUGACAUUGAGAAGAGACACCACCCUGUCCUCACCCCCUUAAAGUUGCUGGAGGUGGACACGAGCCUUUGGUUGCAAA
Messenger RNA from Varanus komodoensis (Komodo dragon), 3090 nucleotides. Its product is annotated as ephrin type-B receptor 5-like. The transcript has 16 exons. The record is from RefSeq and is a predicted model, not a curated record. Lineage: Eukaryota; Metazoa; Chordata; Lepidosauria; Squamata; Varanidae. Bases 35 to 3016 code for a protein of 993 amino acids. Gene Ontology annotation, molecular function: ATP binding; protein binding; transmembrane-ephrin receptor activity. Gene Ontology annotation, biological process: axon guidance; protein phosphorylation; central nervous system projection neuron axonogenesis. Gene Ontology annotation, cellular component: plasma membrane; neuron projection.